AUGAUGAAGUCCUUCGUCAAAAUAGAAAACUGCUUUUUUGUUAGUUGUCGCAGAACUAUAAGAGCAAUCAAGUUCAUUUACAUAUAUAUCAUGGCUAGAAUUUCAGAACUUUAAUCAAACUACAAGUCAACGCAUUCUCCGAGUGUUUAUGGGGACCCAAACUUCAUAUUGAAUGAAAACUAGAUCAUUAACUUUUCAUCUCCAACAUUGCUAAUGUACAUUCCUUAAUAGUUUUAUGUGUUAUCAAAUAAAAGUUGUUACUUAAUCUAUCAAUCAUUCAAGAUCAUAUUUGAAAUAAAAAAUGGAGGUUGCUUCGAGUUGUAAAAGAUAGCAUAAUCUCCACUUUAACUCAAGUAUAAAUUUGUGAAGGCUAAAUUAUCAUUAAGUAAUGGAUCAUAAGAUAGUAUCCAACUUGAAACAUAUUUAGUUAUAGGAUCCCCUCCAUUCACUGUCAGAAUCGACAUCUUGAAUAAAGUAGUCCAAAUCUGGUUCUGUAAAUAUAAUUGGAAACUGCUUGUCUGGCUAAGUUACUCUUAUACUCAGGACUUAGUAAAGAUAGAGAUUAACAAAAAACCAGUUUUUUAUUUACUCUGA
This is a messenger RNA of Stylonychia lemnae, 594 nucleotides long. Lineage: Eukaryota; Ciliophora; Spirotrichea; Sporadotrichida; Oxytrichidae. The record is from the annotation of a GenBank genome assembly.